Effrenium voratum is the source of this 732-nucleotide messenger RNA. The record is from the annotation of a GenBank genome assembly. NCBI's taxonomy places the organism in Eukaryota, Dinophyceae, Suessiales, Symbiodiniaceae.
AUGAUGCACACCUUACUCAUUUGCAAUUUCGCCGCCGUGGCGGCGGCUUUCUUUGCACAGGACAAGAUGACGCUUGCCAGCGAAGCCAGGCUUCCAGCACGUGCCACAGGCCUCCUGCAGGCGACGGUGAACGGGGAGCGCAACCCCUCGCUGCAAGACCACCGGAGCCAGGCGAGCUCGCUGGUGGAGACGGUGGAGGGCAUGUUCUCGGAGAGCCGAGCUGACACAGCUGGUCUGCUGAUAGUGGCGAGCUUUCUCUUCGCCACAGUGGCGGCGGCGCUGUACCUUUGGGCGCCCAAAAUGGAGAAGACCGAGAGCGAGAAGGCGGCGGUUGUGCAGGAAGCGGCAGAGGAGUCUGCGCCUGAUACCUCAGAGGUGCUGAGCUCGGCCGAGCAGCGGGCGGAGGCGGCAAUGCAGGACUUCGAGUCCUUGGCCAAGACGCUGGUGCAGUCGGUGGCGCAGAAGAUCGGGCCCAAGCUCGCCAAGGGCCAGGCUGUGCGCGGCAUCCUGGAGUCGCGGCUCUAUCAGUUCCCAGACAAGGCGAAGACCUUCCUGAUGAAUGAGUUGAAUAGCACAGCUGGCGCUGUGAUGCGGGCCGUGGAGGCAGAGGAGGCGAUGAUUUUGUUGGAUCUGGACAACGCCCUGUCCUUGAACUUUCCGCCGGUACCGCUGGCGUGUUUCCUCCACGACACCUUUGGCCUGGAGCAAUUGGAGGGCACGGGCCAACCAUAG